Messenger RNA from Didymella exigua CBS 183.55, 408 nucleotides. RefSeq names its product DUF1763-domain-containing protein. The transcript has 2 exons. Lineage: Eukaryota; Fungi; Ascomycota; Dothideomycetes; Pleosporales; Didymellaceae. The coding region runs from base 1 to 408 and encodes 135 amino acids. The record is from RefSeq and is a predicted model, not a curated record.
AUGUCGAGCGAAGCCGUCGUUUACGCCUACAGACAUGUUCUUCGUCAGGGGCUGAGAGCCAUUCAGUACUCGAAGCCUGCGCGCUUCACACUACGGGACCGACUGCGCUCGGCCUUUCGAAAAGGCGCUGCCAGCGACUUUGAUCAGCAGAAGAUUGCGAAUACCCUCGAGUUUCUGCAGUAUGCUACGAAGCAGAAUGGAUUGGAGCACAAGGUCCUGAGAAAUCUCUUGCUGGUGUGGUGGAAUCAAGAUAGGGGUGGUCGAACGAGAUCCAGGAGCAAGUCUCGCCAGCGUGAAGACCUCGAGAUACGCACGACCGCCUACGAUGCCUUCAAUCACAACAUCCGCAUGCUGAACGAAAGUAUGGGGACCUGCAUCCCUUCUAUGACCUCGCGAGAUCCCACCUAG